AUGUCUUCGUGGGAGGACGAGGACUCCGCCGCCGCGUCGGCCGCGGCGACCACGGACGUGGAGCUGCUGAAGCGUGCUUGGCGCAACGAGAAGGCCGCGCCGGAGAUCCUCCACUUCGACUCCGCCCUCGUCUCCCGCGCCCGCGAGCAGAUCCAGCUCCUCGAGGAGACGCUCGAUGACUUCACGGAUAACGGCGUCGACGACCUGGUGGUCUCGCUCUACCAGAUGGACCUAGACCGCACGCUCUUCCUGCUCCGCUCCUACCUACGGCUCCGCCUGCAGAAGAUUGAGAAGUACAUGGCCCACAUCGCCAAUUCUGAGGACCUCUUGAGCCGGCUGUCGCAGCAGGAGCAGCGAUUCGCCAAGAGCUGCAAGGAGAUCAUGGAGAAGCAUCUCGAGCAGUCGGUGCUGUCGAAGCUUCCCUACGGUUAUGACUCGGUAACGAGGCAAUCCUUGUCGAGCACGGAGGAUGACAUGGGUAUUCCACUUGAUCUUGAAAUUAGCAUGUUUCUUUGUCAUACUUUACUACAUCAGUUGUUUAUAGCUUCAGCCAUUACAUAA
Triticum turgidum subsp. durum (durum wheat) is the source of this 561-nucleotide messenger RNA. The record is from the annotation of a GenBank genome assembly. NCBI's taxonomy places the organism in Eukaryota, Viridiplantae, Streptophyta, Magnoliopsida, Poales, Poaceae.